GCACGGCGGCCUGUCAUUGGCCGGGAGGGAGGAUGGAGGUGCGCUGUUCAGGGCUGAUGCUUUAAACAAACUUUAAGCUAACGGUCUCUCUCCUUGGGAAGCACGACUAGACAGAAGCAUUUGAAUCCUAAUAUAAUUCCUCUAAGGAACUCAAGGUCCAUCCAGCCACCAAGAUGUCCAGCAAACGCACCAAGGGGAAGACCACAAAGAAGCGCCCGCAAAGGGCCACUUCAAACGUAUUUGCCAUGUUUGACCAGUCCCAGAUCCAGGAGUUCAAAGAAGCUUUCAACAUGAUCGACCAAAAUCGUGACGGUUUCAUUGACAAAGAGGACCUCCAUGACAUGCUGGCAUCUCUUGGUAAGAACCCAUCGGAUGAGUACCUGGAAGGCAUGAUGAGCGAGGCACCAGGUCCAAUCAACUUCACCAUGUUCCUCACCAUGUUCGGGGAGCGCCUCAACGGGACAGACCCCGAGGAUGUGAUCCGCAAUGCCUUCGCCUGCUUUGACGAGGAGGGGUCUGGGGUGAUCCAUGAAGAUCAUCUGAGGGAGCUCCUGACUACCAUGGGUGACCGCUUCACUGACGAGGAGGUGGACGAGCUGUUCCGCGAGGCUCCCAUCGACAAGAAAGGCAACUUCAACUACUCCGAGUUCACCCGCAUCCUUAAGCACGGCGCCAAGGACAAGGAUGAUAUUUAGAGACUGGCUUUUUCAUCUUCCACCGAUGACCUCUGUCGCUCACUGCAAUACUCUUCCGCAUUUGCACUUAUACUUUCAAUGCCAAAAUAAACAGGAAGUUGUCAUCAAGUAAAAAGUGGGCUUCCCCCAAACGUGCUGGCUUAAUCACCCAGCAUCCAUAGUAGGUCUCACCACCAAACCUUGACACAAGUCCAUCACCAUUCUCCCAAAAUGACUUGAAUACCCAAACGCAGUUCAAGGUGCACGUUUCAACUUUUAUCACUACCGGCUUGUGCAAGAUGUGUAACCACCAUGAAAAUCGCAAACCCAAAGUGUGGAUCUAAAAUCAGCUUUAAGGCAGGUCAUCAAGAUCUGCAGAUUAAGGGCUUUUCACAUUCCACCAAACAGAUAAUUUGGGCCAUUCAAGGGCUAAAGGAAGACCUGAGACACGAAGACUGGUCCCUUACCUUAGAGAUGCACGCCGUCUGCUGUCGUUUACCGUUUGUAUUCUCUGUUGGAAUAAUAAAAAUAUUCCCUUA
Messenger RNA from Brienomyrus brachyistius, 1213 nucleotides. RefSeq names its product myosin, light chain 9b, regulatory (gene myl9b). Gene Ontology annotation, biological process: platelet aggregation; myofibril assembly. Gene Ontology annotation, cellular component: myofibril; stress fiber; cytoplasm. The transcript has 4 exons. Bases 174 to 695 code for a protein of 173 amino acids. Gene Ontology annotation, molecular function: calcium ion binding. The record is from RefSeq and is a predicted model, not a curated record. Lineage: Eukaryota; Metazoa; Chordata; Actinopteri; Osteoglossiformes; Mormyridae.